Molecule: messenger RNA, 1683 nt
Organism: Phycomyces blakesleeanus NRRL 1555(-)
Lineage: Eukaryota; Fungi; Mucoromycota; Mucoromycetes; Mucorales; Phycomycetaceae
Exons: 11
Coding region: 308-1600 (430 amino acids)
Biological process (GO): transcription initiation at RNA polymerase II promoter; transcription open complex formation at RNA polymerase II promoter
Cellular component (GO): transcription factor TFIIE complex
Source: RefSeq, a predicted model, not a curated record
CCAAAAGAAGAAGAACAAGAAAAAAAGAAAAGAGAAAUACAUAUAUAGAAAGUAAAACACUCAAAAAGCUAAAGAAGUCAACCAACACAAUAUACGAGAAAGGACUCAUUUAGAAUUGACUUCAUUUAAUUAAUCAUCGAACCAAACAUCCAUUUAUUAUAUACAUAACAUAUAUACAUAUAUAUAUACUACUACAUUUUAUUGCAUUUUAUUUCGUACAAUUCUUCAUCUACUUUAAAAGAAAUCAAAUAAGAAAAGAAGGGGCAGGAACACUGUAUUUAUUCCGAGAAAAGUUAAUAAUACUAUUAUGGAUGUCCUCAAAGGCCUUGUUGCUCGAGUAGCUCGUGCAUUCUAUGAUCCAAAAUACAUUGUCAUUCUAGACGAACUCAACAAUGCUCCACCAAAUACAAAUGGUGUUCGAGAGGAAGAUCUUGUAAUGACAUUAAAAAUGACUCCACGCGAUAUUCACAGAAUCUGUGGUAAACUCAAAGAGGAUCGUCUUUUAAAAAUGGCCACUCGUAUGGAAGCACGAAAGCAGGAUCAGAGACCAGUUCCAAAGACGUACUACUAUCUCGAUUACAAAGAAUUUGUUGACGUUGUAAAGUGGAAGAUGUACAAAAUGCAAACUACUGUGAGAGACAACCUCAGGACAGAAUCAGAAAACAAAGGCUACAUCUGUUCAAACUGCGAAAAGCAGUUCUCAACACUCGAGGUUCUGUCACUCGUCAAUCCAUCAGACGGACUAUUCCACUGUGAGGCCUGUGACUUUGUUCUUGGAGAGAAUGACAAUGCUGAAAACGUGAAAGGAAGUCAGCAGGUGCUUACACGAUUGCAAGAACAAUCACAGCCGAUUAUCCACCUACUGAAACAAACCGACUCUCUUGUUAUUCCAUCAAGCUACAUUUUCAAACCUUCAGCUGUGGGUGUACGGAGUAGUGGAGGAUCUAAAGAUGAGUACGAACUGGCAGUUGCUCAGGAUACAGGUGCAGGCCAAGGUGAUAUUAUUGUCGAUCUUCAGAUGGACAACGAAUCAGCACGGCGACAGAAACUUCAGGAAGCUGAAGAGAAACGACAGCAAAACGCAUUACCCGUCUGGCAUCAACGUAGUACUGUGUCUGAUGUGCUGUUGGGUACUGGCGAUCGUUCGCAUGAAGCACCAGUAGAGAACGAGGAUGAAGAAACCUUUGAAGAAGCCGGAACUGAAGAGUUUGACGCUGUUCGUCAUGAUUAUUACGAGAAAUACUACGAGUCAUUGAGCCAUGCUAUCCCAUCAGAGUCCACAGCUAACGAUAAUGAAUGGAAUAUUGAUGGCCAUGAAGAAGAAGACGACGAGUUUGAAACUGUCAUGAAUGGGAAUAAUGCCAAUGGAAGACAAAACAACAACUACAAUAUGGAUUUAGAUGCAGAUGACAGUUACCGGGGAAGAUAUGACUCUGAAGGCGUAGAAGAAAUUGGCGAAGGAUUUGAAGAAAUUCCACUAGUAUCAGUUAAUGGAAAGAUGGUUCCCUUGAAUGAGGUUAUGGAAGAUGACCAGAGAAAUAUGACUACUGAAGAAUACAAGGCUUAUUAUGAAGCAUGGCAGAGCUGGCAAAACAGUUAGAGAGAAUAUAUGAAGAAAGAGAUAAAGAAAUAAAGAUAUAAAGAAAAAUAAAGAAAAACAUAAACUUCAUUAUGGUCAAUAUU